Fusarium venenatum is the source of this 768-nucleotide messenger RNA. RefSeq lists its product as uncharacterized. The record is from RefSeq and is a predicted model, not a curated record. Lineage: Eukaryota; Fungi; Ascomycota; Sordariomycetes; Hypocreales; Nectriaceae.
AUGACAACUCAACUCACUACUCUCACCAAAUUCUUCCGCGAUGUUCCACCUCGAAACCAACUCAUUCUAAUCGCAGUAACAAGUGCCGUCCUCGGUAUCCCAGUAUUACGCAUUGCCGUCGAGGACUAUCGUGGUUAUAUCGCUCUCGGGCCUGGUGGGCCGCCUCACAAUGUUAUCGGAUGGUUUGGACAGAUUCUGCUGAAACCGUUCAAGAAAGAACCUUUUCACACAAGUUGCUACGAUGAGAAAUCGUUCCAAAAGGCAGGUCCUAACGGGAAUGUUGCCUUCUUAAAGGAGGAGGAUGUUCCUAUUCGAGAAGUACCAAGACCAACAAUUGGAAGUUGGACAGCGCCGAGUCGACAGUUGACGGAUCUUGCGAGUAAAGAUAUAAUUGAACGCUUUCAAUCCUUCCUCUCCUCACUCGCGUCAGAGUCACCUUCCAAGCUCAAAAUCGCAACAUCUGUCGUCGAGCGGCACGGCCAGGCUCUCUUUGUAGCGUCAGAGAACCCAACUCACCCUGUUGCGAAGAGUAUGUAUGGAGAAAUUGGACACAUGCAUGGUAGCGACGGCUCGAUGCAUCUCAACUUGGCACCUCGGGAUGCCAAGUUGGUGCUGGAGAAGGGUUGGGGCCAACGACAUCCUCUGGGUGGUACUAUUUUGUACUUGGGAGAUGUUAUGGUUUAUGCUCCCAGGAAUGAGGAGGAGCUUGAGGUUGUCAAGAAGAUUACGAGGGCAGCUGCUAAGUUUAUGCUUGGAGAAGAGUCUUAA